GUACGUACUGCAAACCGCCUGAUCUCAUCACUCCUGUCUCCCUCAAUCAAAUCAGGCUAUUUUCUCCUUGUUUCUCUGUCAAAGGCUCAUAGAGUCUGUACUCGUCAUACUCGUCGUUGAAAACAACCAAAACUCGCCCAAUAAGUGCGGGGUGAAUUAUACAUUCCUGGGCGUGUAACCGAAAGCCGUUCCGUCCCUCCAACUCUAAGCUGCCCAAUCGUCCACGCGCUUCACCCUCCUCCUUAGGUUUGCCAGUGCCAGGGCAAUCUCAACCAAAAGGUGCUUUGAUACCACCUUGACGCUUAAACGCCUGCCUUCCCGCUUCUGCUGUGCCCUGCCAGCAUUUGAUUGCCACCAAUCGUGCCGCAUCUGACCUUCUGCUUCCGUUUCCUCGGUGUAUUUUCUCCUUUCAGCAUCUCCCCUGUCCGUCUCGGUCCCUCCAAGAUCUACAACCGCACAACUCUAACGUUUGACGUUUUGACGUUGUUGUCAUCUGCAAGAUCGCCCGCAAUCUCCCCGCGCCCGCGCCAGUGUCAGCUUUAUUAGACACGAAUUGCGCCCCAUCCACCUCGAGACUUUACAUCUCCAUUCCUCACCGCAAUCAAAGCUCUAAGCUCCAACCAUCCCCAAAAUGCUCAGUCGCCAAUUUGCACGCGCCGCUGCCGUCACUCCUCUCGCAGGGGUACGAGCUCUGAGCUCUACUGCUAUCCUCAACGGUCGCACACCUUCGCUGGGAGAUGUCAACCCUACACACGCAGAGGUCGAUAAGUUCAGUCAGAAGCAGAAGGAAUUCCGCGAUCACCUGGUCGAGGCACAGAAGAAGCGAGAAGCCAGACGCUCUGAAGAGGUGAAGGAGCCUGAGCCUGCCCGUAAGGCGGGCCCUUUGACCAACCUCAUAUACGGUACCAAGGAGGGUCGCGAGCUCGAUGCUCAGCUCGAAGCAAGCUUCAGUCAAGUUCUUGCCCGUGGCAAGUACGUCCAUUCGAUCGUUCUUCACCAAGUCAAGCCUGAGAAGGUUGACGAGUAUGUCGAUCUCGUUGGAAAGUGGUACCCCAAGAUGGCCAACGCCCCCGAGAACAAGGUGAACCUGGUCGGAAGCUGGAGGACAGAAGUUGGCGAUUGUGACACCUUCGUCCACAUCUGGGAAUACCAAAAAUACGAAGGUUACCAUCAAUCCCGAUACUCAAUCACUCACCACCCCGAAUUUGCCGACUUCGACAACAAACUAAAGGGCCUAAUCAACUCCAAGAAAGUCUCUCUCAUGCAAGAAUUUUCUUUCUGGCCAACCACUCCCCCACGAUCGCUCGGUGGUGUCUUUGAGCUGCGUUCUUACACACUGCACCCCGGCAACCUGCUCGAGUGGGAGACACACUGGCGACGAGGCCUCAAGGCCCGCCGUGAGGUCAUGGAGGGCGUUGGUGCUUGGUUCGUUCAGAUUGGUGACCUUAACACAGUCCACCAUUUAUGGCAAUUUGCCAACCUUGAGGAGCGCCGAGGCCGUCGUGAACAGAGCUGGCAGGUCGAGGGCUGGAGCGACACAGUCCACAAGACAGUGCCUCUUAUCCAGAGCAUGAAGUCAAGGAUCCUCGUCCCUAUGCCUUGGUCUCCUGUUCGAUAAGUGCUCAAGCGACAACACUACCGCCGCUCUCACCCCACAGUAUCCUGAUCAUAUCACCCGCCUGGUCAGAUCCAGGCUGAACAUACCUCCUGUACGAGAUUAGAGGCUGUCUCUUUGCGUUUUCACAGCAUAGUCCAUUUUGUUUUAUGUCAAGAGUCUUGACGGUUUUAGCGGAGGAGCGCUGGAAUGUGGAUUAUGGAUUACAUGGACAGAUGUAUUAUCUAAAUUUCUACAAAUUCAUCUGAAACUGAAGAAGCAGCAUUCAUAAUAUGGCAGCAUGCAGUGAUAUCGAUUUUUACGCCUUCGAAGGCGAUGAUAAUCCAAAACAAGCUUGGGAGUGAAAACCCCGCCCAAUAAGAUCCAUUGUCACCUCAACGCCAGGGUAUCCAAUCAGUUUACAUGCAAAGCUGCUCACAUGGCCUUUCCCCUCACUUCUAAGAGUCAACACUUAGAACCUCAGCAAUGUUCCUUCGCGCUUGGCCAAGCAUGUGACUGAGGUAGCUAAGCUUGGACUGAAUGGAUAUGAGACUCGGAUCUGCGCUUUCGACGCGUACCUUUUCCCGGACAUAGACUUCCUGAAUAUCAUUACUAUCCACUUCUGCAGCGGACGAUCCUGGCUCUGGGGUAUGGCGGGCACUGCCCCGCUUCGAGCCGCCAAUGUUGGACCCCUGUGUGUUAUACCGGAAAACGGUGUCCAUCUCAUCAUGCUCCAGCCGACGUACAGUUCCAAAGGCUAGACCAAGCUUGGUGCCAAAAUGAACAUGCGCAUGAACAGGUUCUAGAGCACGCAACCAAAGAAUUAUGCAGCUUUCUUGAAGACCGAGAUAAAAGCUGAGGUUGGGCCCAAUUGAUGGCACAAACUGGUCUGGUGAACAUGAGCACAUCUGCCAAGCAGGAUCAGAGUCUGUUAAAGGAGGUCCUUUGAGAAUAGCUGAUGAAUCGGAGAGAGAAUCAGCAAGAAUACUGAGAGUAGAGGCGAGUGAGCUAGCGUCCUGUGGUUUGGACAAGGUGAUAGCGAGGAGAUCGAUGGACUGGUUUAGGUAGCCGUGCAGAGCAUCGAGGCCUUGGAUAUGAAUAGCUUUGGACUGCGAUAGGGACAAGGUCUGCGGGGGUAUCGUUCGAAGCUGGAGAUGUAUAGUCUGCGAUCCAAGGACGUCAGCUUGCAGAACGAGGCUGGAGCUGCAUGCAGGGGAACAUGAGCUCAGCAGGCAACCUUACGCCUUUGACAAUACGAGUACCGACACGAGUGAGCGUGCCCUUGACCUUUUCGUUGCGCGGUGUACUCAUGACGAGUGUACUGCCCGGAUCGAUAGGCGCGAGGAGCGCAUAGCAAUCCUCGAGGCCAUGUUUAAGAUCGCGGCAGACCUCGAGUGUUUCGUCGACGAUCCAAUCGAGUUCGCGCGCCUUGUCAAAAUAGAUCAGCAUGUUGUCUUGACUUAUUUUCUCUCGUUUCGCUUCGUCGCAUGAGGUCGUAGUACCUGGGUUUCGGAGGCUUUAAGUCUGAGCUCGGCCGGCGAGACAGGAGGCCAGAUUGCAAUGGACAUUAUGAAUAGGUGCCUAGCUGGUCGAUACUACGCGAAUAGCCAGGUAGGCAGCCAUGAGAGAAGAUGGCGGCGAUGAGUUUAUGGCGAUGG
This is a messenger RNA of Fusarium odoratissimum NRRL 54006, 3252 nucleotides long. RefSeq lists its product as uncharacterized. Gene Ontology annotation, cellular component: mitochondrion. The record is from RefSeq and is a predicted model, not a curated record. NCBI's taxonomy places the organism in Eukaryota, Fungi, Ascomycota, Sordariomycetes, Hypocreales, Nectriaceae. The transcript is spliced from 3 exons. The coding region runs from base 632 to 1618 and encodes 328 amino acids.